GUAAAUGGCCAAGAUCUUUCGCAGUCUAGUCACCAUGAAGCGGUGGAGGCUUUCAGAUCGGCCAGAGAACCAAUCGUAGUGGAAGUCUUGCGGCGGACAAGUAAAGCGGGCAGCGGUGGUGAAAUCAACAGCGGCGGAAGUGGAAGUAGCAGAGCCAUGAAAAGUCGUUGUCCAACGAUGGUCUCCAUUGGGACACAAACAGAGGAGGAUUUUUACUGCUUCAAUCGGCCGCCUACACCCCCACAGGGAAUGUUUACUAUACCUUUCCCGACAGGAUUGUACCAGCCUUCAUCGAGACGACCGGUGGCUUUCUCGCCCAGCGCAGAGAUGGGUCUAACGGACAUAGAGAUGGCCCAUAAUUUCGACAUUGAUGACCCAUAUUUCGAUGACCGACAGUACGAGAUGGUCUACGAGGAGGUGAUUUUGAGACGAAAUUCGACGGAUGAAAAACUGGGAUUGACUUUAUGUUAUGGAUCGCUAGAAGACGAGAUGACGGAUAUAUUUAUUAGUGAG
Molecule: messenger RNA, 513 nt
Organism: Candidula unifasciata
Lineage: Eukaryota; Metazoa; Mollusca; Gastropoda; Stylommatophora; Geomitridae
Source: the annotation of a GenBank genome assembly